This is a messenger RNA of Aspergillus nidulans FGSC A4, 705 nucleotides long. RefSeq names its product FAD-dependent monooxygenase. The coding region runs from base 1 to 705 and encodes 234 amino acids. The transcript has 6 exons. Lineage: Eukaryota; Fungi; Ascomycota; Eurotiomycetes; Eurotiales; Aspergillaceae. The record is from RefSeq and is a predicted model, not a curated record. Gene Ontology annotation, molecular function: FAD binding.
AUGGCAUGUAAGUACAAGUCCCCCUUCGCGUUCAGACUGACAGUAAGCAGACAUAGUGUUCUUCGAAAAUAUGUCCUGGAGGACGAGAUUACCCCAUUGCCAACAGGCCAUUCCGACAUCCUCGAAGAGCAAGAACCAGAAUUCUGCAGUAAGAUCAACCCUAGAAGUCCCUUCACGUCGAUGAUGGUAGCACAUGACUGCCGUCUGAUCAUGGGCCCUGGCCGGCAAGGCGAAGUCUUCGGGAUUGUUGCCCUACUCCCUGAUGAGCGGAUGAAUGAGGAUCCCAACGCGAAACAAUCCUGGGUCUCGGAAGGUAGUCUAGAAAAGAUGCUAGACACAUUUUCUGAGUUCCCUGACUGGAUCAUCAGCAUUUUCAAGCAUUCGCGGGACCUCGGAUUAUGGCAGUUGCACGACAUCAACCCUCUUCGCACUUGGUACCGCGGCCGAGUUCUCCUCAUUGGAGACGCGGCUCAUGCGAUGCUACCAACCCAAGGGCAAGGAGCGAGUCAGGCAAUUGAGGACGCCGAGGCACUGGGUGCUUUUUUUGCAGAACAGGCUGACAGCCCUUCUGGUGAAGAGAUCGGCCGAAUUUUCGAAGUAGACGUUUUCCGUAGCCGACACAACCGCGCGGGCCUGAUCCAAGCCUAUAGCCGGCAGGCAGCAAAACCGGGUACUGCUAAAGGCGCGAAAACAGUCACAAUGUAG